CUCCGCCGAUAAUGGCGUCAACGAAGCACUGAAUGCGGCAAAUCUUCGAUUCCUAAUCAUUCUUAUUUUCGACAACCAUUUGCCUUUCACUGCUCAGACAGACGUUAAAAUAGGGAGAUCAACCAUCCUGAAGCUUCUCAUCUACAUUCUUCUCUUUAUACUCUCCUACAUUUCUAUGUCCUUCUUCUCCCGCCUUUUGCGCCCGUUCUCUACCAUGUCCAAUACCCCCGCACAACCUAUGAACGUACCGGCUGGUGCGCAAACCGCCACUGUCGCAGCCGGAUGCUUCUGGGGUGUCGAGCACAUGUUCCGAAAGGCAUUCGCAAACAAAGGACUGCUCGACGCGCGUGUUGGAUAUAUCGGAGGCGACACCAGCGAUCCAGGCUAUCGAGCUGUGUGUAGUGGACGAACAGGCCACGCGGAAGCUCUACAGAUCGCAUACGAUCCGAAGUCUGUUUCUUACCGCACACUCCUUGAAUUCUUCUAUAAGAUGCACGAUCCCACCACGGCCAACGCGCAGGGUCCCGAUAUCGGAUCGCAAUACCGCUCUGCCAUCUUUUUUCACGACGCUGAACAGGAGAAGAUUGCCAAAGAAAUCACAGAGAAAGUCAACAAGCAAUGGUGGAAGAAUCGCGUGACCACAGAGGUUCUGCCUGCGGGACAGUGGUGGGAUGCGGAAACCUACCACCAAAAAUACUUGGAUUACAACCCUGCGGGAUACGAGUGUCCCAGCCAUUUCCUGAGAAGUUUCCCUGAUUUGGUAGAUUAGAAUGCGCCAAGCCUGUAU
Periconia digitata is the source of this 787-nucleotide messenger RNA. The record is from the annotation of a GenBank genome assembly. Lineage: Eukaryota; Fungi; Ascomycota; Dothideomycetes; Pleosporales; Periconiaceae.